Messenger RNA from Alternaria burnsii, 3246 nucleotides. RefSeq names its product metallo-dependent phosphatase. Gene Ontology annotation, molecular function: hydrolase activity; CoA-ligase activity. The record is from RefSeq and is a predicted model, not a curated record. NCBI's taxonomy places the organism in Eukaryota, Fungi, Ascomycota, Dothideomycetes, Pleosporales, Pleosporaceae. Gene Ontology annotation, biological process: secondary metabolic process. The coding region runs from base 1 to 3246 and encodes 1081 amino acids. The transcript has 5 exons.
AUGACGCGCCGCAUAGUACGGACGGGCAUACAGCUCAUCGCCCUUACCAUCGUCGUCUCCGUCACCGUAUUCUUCCUCGAUAAUCGCUACCGCGUCCUCCCUCAAUCUGUCCACAGUCACAUGCCACUGCACCACGACGGCCUCAUCAUCACCGAUAUCACUGUGCAGACAUGUUCGACAAUCAAUCCCCUCUCCAAAUGCAUGCUUGACCAGAAGAAGUGGCAUCGCAUCGAGAAGGACUUGCACCUCGGUUCGGGAUGGGUUACCAAGGCAUACGUCCACAUCAAGCGCAAGCGAGAGGAGGAGCUCAAGACUGAAGACAAAGUCAUCAUCGAUGUUCGCACAGGCAAGCUUGACCCCUCUGUGGGCGAGAAAGCCCAGGCGUCGGAGAAAUGGGAGUCACGGCCAGCUGACAUCUGGAUCAAGCGCUCGCUGAAGCGUCACGCGAGCGACUCCAAGAAGGCAGUGACGGCCGUCGACAUUCUUUUUGGCGCUGAUGCAGUAGAGCCACGUCCUGGCUGGGAACUGGUCAAGAACGGAGCCCUGCAUCUCGAGACGGGCAAAGCGAGCACCGAUCCUCGCCUCAGCAUACGAAGAGGCCCGGCAGCCAAGGUGGAGAAGCCUGUACCCAAGAUCAGGAAGGAUGGCAAAUUCAAGAUCAUGCAGAUAUCCGACCUGCAUCUCAGCACUGGCCUGGGUCACUGUAGAGACCCGGAGCCUAAGGGCCACAAUGGCGGACACUGCGAUGCCGACCCUAGGACCAUAGAGUUUGUCGAGAGAGUUCUCGAUGAUGAAAAGCCAGACUUUGUCGUCUUGUCUGGCGACCAGGUCAAUGGCGACACAGCACCUGAUGUCCAAAGUGCCUUGUUCAAGAUUGUCGACCCCCUCGCAGAGCGCAAGAUACCAUACGCAGCCAUCUUCGGCAACCACGAUGACGAAGGCACUCUCUCCCGCCACGCGCAAAUGGAUCUGUACGACUCCCUACCCUACUCCGUUAGUGAGCCCGGUCCCAACACGAUAGAUGGCGUCGGAAACUACUUUGUAGAGAUCCAAGCCCACAGCAGCAAACACUCAGCCCUAACCCUAUACUUCCUCGAUACACACUCUUACUCGCCAGACGAGACCCACUACCGUGGCUACGACUGGCUCAAGCCAAAUCAAAUCGACUGGUUCAAGACCACUGCUCAGGGCUUGAAGGAAGCGCACAGCCACUACACCCAUAAGCAUCUCAACAUGGCUUUCAUCCACAUCCCACUUCCAGAAUAUGGCAACGUCGACAACGAACGCGUUGGAAACUGGACUGAGCCCAUUACUGCCCCGGCCUUCAACACCCACUUCAAAGACGCGCUGGUCGAAUAUGACAUUAGUGCCGUCUCAUGUGGCCACGACCACGUCAACGACUACUGCUCGCUUUCCAAAGAACCUGAGACUGGCGAUCCAGAACUGUGGAUGUGCUACGCCGGUGGCAGUGGCUUUGGUGGCUAUGGUGGCUACAACAAUUACCACCGCCGAUUACGCGUGUUCGAAAUCGAUACAAAUCAAGCACGCAUUGUGACGUGGAAGCGGUUGGAAUAUGGGUUCUUCACCAUCGUCCUCGAUAUGCCUUUUCUCGCCCAAAAAUGUCUACCCAUUCCUACAAAAGACAUCCUGUCGUGGAUGUAUGACGACCCACUUUUCGAUCAAGAUAGACCUAUAUAUAUCGACGCCAACAACCCAGCACACCACAUUACCGCUGCACAGGCUCAUGUCCUCAUUCGCCAACUCAUCGCCGGACUCAAACAUGCGGGUAUACAGACGGGCGAUGUCGUACUAGUGCAUGCCUUCAACUCGAUUUACUACCCUAUCAUUGUCUUGGGUAUCAUAGGUGCAGGCGCAAUCUACACAGGCACAAACCCAGGUUAUACGAGAUGGGAGAUAGAACACGCGCUGAAGAGUAGCGCAGCAAAGAUGGUGAUUUGCGACACAGAAGUGCUGGAAAAUGGGAUGAGUGUGGCCGCGGAGGAAUGUGGUCUACCUAGAGAACGAAUCUUAAUGCUAGACGAUACUAGUCUUCAUCUUCCACCACAACGAGCGGCAGACGACAAAACGUCUUGGCGUACACUGCUCAUGCAUGGCGAGGCCGAUUGGCAGCGUUUCGACGAACUGGAGACGAGCCGGCGUACGAUCGCUGGUCUGUUCUUCUCCAGCGGGACGACGGGGUUGCCCAAGUUGGCGAAACUGUCGCAUUACAACCUCAUCGCGCAACAUACACUGGUCUUCCAGGCGAAUCCGCGGCCAUACCUUCUCAAGCGUCUAAUUGCGCUGCCAAUGUUCCAUGCUGCUACUGCGCCGUCGACGCACUUCUCCCCUCUUCGCGCGGGACAACAACAGAUUGUCAUGCGGCGGUACGAACCUCGAACGUUUCCUGAGAUGGCGGAGAAGCAUGCAAUCACGGAUUUAACCCUCGUGCCCCCACAGGUAACCAGUAUGUUAGCAAUCCCGUUGACCAAAGCAGAAAAAAGGAGGAUGUUGGCAACUGUGCGUUGGGCGGUUGGCGGAGCCGCACAUCUCGACGCUACCACACAGAAACGCUUCCAAGACCUACUUCCACCGGGAUCACCAUUUACACAGAUCUGGGGAAUGACGGAAGUGAGCUGUUUCGGGUCCAUCUUUCCCUGGCCUGAGAUAGAUGACACAGGCAGUGUGGGAAAAUUUUUAUCGAACCUGGAUGUGAAGUUGCUGGAUGAUGACGGAAAGGAUAUCACGAACUUCGACGUGAAGGGUGAGCUGGCUGUGAGAGGGCCAACAAUCACGAGUGGAUAUGUUGGUGUGGCGCGAGAGCGAGACUUUGAUAGCGAAGGCUACUUCAGGACAGGAGAUGUACUGUAUUGUAAUGGCAGAACUAGACUGUGGUACAUUGUUGAUCGAAAGAAGGAGCUUAUCAAGGUCCGCGGCUUUCAGGUCGCGCCGGCGGAGCUAGAGGGAGUGAUUUUGGAAUGUCCGGGAGUGGCAGAUGUCGCUGUCAUUGGAGUUAGCGGAUGUGGCAGUAACGAGGAGGUACCUAGAGCAUAUAUCGUCAAAGGGAAAGAUGAAGAGUUAACGGAACAACACGUCAAGAGCUGGGUCGAGGCAAAGCUGGCAAAGUACAAAAGGCUCGAUGGCGGCGUGGUUUUCGUGCCGGCUAUACCGAAAAGUCCGAGCGGUAAGAUCUUAAAACGUGUACUGAAGGAAGGGAUGACGGAAGUAGCGACACGUGCGAAAUUGUGA